This is a messenger RNA of Cornus florida, 3070 nucleotides long. Its product is annotated as protein PLASTID MOVEMENT IMPAIRED 1. The coding region runs from base 194 to 2764 and encodes 856 amino acids. The record is from RefSeq and is a predicted model, not a curated record. The transcript has a single exon. NCBI's taxonomy places the organism in Eukaryota, Viridiplantae, Streptophyta, Magnoliopsida, Cornales, Cornaceae.
CACACAAGUUUUACCCAUACAAUUUUCUUGGUUCAGAAAGCACCAGCUACUUCCCACAACAUCCCAUCACUCAUGGCAGUUUCUACACCUCAAAAGCCUUCAUCAAUCUCAAACUCCUUAUCUUUUCUUCCAUUUCCACCCAUUGCAGUAGACACACACACACACACACACUCUGCUUAGUUCUCUUAAUUUUAUGAUGGAAGUAGAGCCCAAAGUCAGGAGAAAUUCCAAUACCCAACUCCUAGAAGAGCUCGAAGAGCUCAGCCAAUCCUUAUAUCAAUCCCACACUUCAACCGCUCGAAGAACCGCCUCCCUUGUUCUCCCUCGAACUUCAGUUCCUCCAAUUUCAGCACCUGAUGAGAUUGGCACAGCUAAAAAUGAGGAGAAAAUCAAUCCCAAACCGUGGUCAAGGCGUCUGUCAUUGUCCCCGUGGCGCUCUAGGCCUAAGCUUGAUGAUGAAACCGAGCAGAACAAGCGAAGCCCUGGUGUUCCCAAUCAGAAACAGUCCAAUAAUUUCAUGGAAGACAAAGCAGCUACAGAAAAGAAAGGACUUUGGAAUUGGAAGCCAAUCAGAGCCUUGUCCCAUAUUGCAAUGCAGAAGCUGAGCUGCUUGUUCUCUGUUGAAGCUGUCACAGUCCAAGGCCUCCCGGCUUCCAUGAAUGGUCUUCGCCUUUCGAUUUGCAUCAGAAAGAAAGAAACCAAGGAUGGAGCUGUUCACACAAUGCCCUCAAGGGUGUCUCAGGGGGCUGCUGAUUUUGAAGAGACCCUCUUCAUCAGAUGCCAUGUUUAUUGCAGCCCUGGCAGUGGAACACAGCUCAAAUUCGAGCCACGUCCAUUUCUGAUCUAUGUGCUUGCAGUUGAUGCAAAAGAACUUGAUUUCGGAAGAACAACCGUGGACUUGAGUCGCCUGAUUCAGGAUUCCAUAGAGAAAAGUCACGAAGGUUCGCGAAUUAGGCAGUGGGAAACAAGUUUCAAUCUAUCAGGGAAGGCAAAAGGAGGAGAACUUGUUCUGAAAUUAGGAUUUCAGAUUAUGGAGAAAGAUGGGGGCAUUGGGAUUUAUAGUCAGUCCGAGGGACAGAAAUCCAGUAAAAGUAGAAACUACUCAUCUUCUAUUGCCCGCAGGCAAUCAAAAUCAUCCUUUAGUGUUCCUAGUCCGAGGUUGUCAAGCAGAGCAGAAGUUUGGACACCCUCACAAGCACGAGCAACCGGAGAUAUUCAAGGCAUGGAUGACUUGAAUCUUGAUGAGCCGGCCCCAAUACCUUCACCAUCAUCAUCAUCUGUUCAGAAAUCUGAAGAACCAGGGUCGAAGCCAGAAGAUAUAGAUAUUCUUGAUUUCGAGGUUGUUGACAAAGGAGUUGAGAUACAAGAGAAAGAUGAGUCCGAGGAAGGACAGUCUGAAGAGUUGUCUGACAAAAGGUCGGUCUCAAGUGAGGUUGUUAAGGAAGUUGUGCAUGAUCAAGUCCAUCUGACAAGAUUAACGGAGCUUGAUUCCAUAGCUCAGCAGAUAAAAGCUCUUGAAUCUAUGAUGGGAGAGGAAAAGCCUUUCAAAACAGGCCAAGAAUCCGAAUCACAAAGAUUGGAUGCAGAGGAAGAUGCAGUGACAAGGGAAUUUCUUCAAAUGCUUGAGGAUGAAGACGCUAUUACCAAGGAAUUCAAAGUCACACAAGUGGAUAUCCCUCUUCUGAAGUUGGAAGGAGUUGAGGAUUCUACAGAAGCAGAAUCAAAGGUGUUUGUCUCAGAUCUAGGAAAGGGCUUGGGGUGUGUGGUUCAAACCAGGGAUGGAGGUUACUUGGCUGCAAUGAAUCCUCUAGACACUCAAGUGGCAAGGAAAGACCCUCCAAAACUUGCAAUGCAGAUAUCAAAACCAUUGGUUCUUCCAUCAAAUAUGAGUGGGUUCGAGUUAUUUCAGAGGAUGCCAGCUAUUGGGCUUGAAGAACUCAGCUCUGAGAUCUUUUCCAUGAUGCCCAUAGACGAACUCAUAGGUAAAACAGCAGAACAGAUAGCUUUCGAAGGUAUUGCUUCCGCAAUUAUCCAAGGGAGGAACAAAGAAGGUGCCAGCUCAAGUGCUGCUCGCACUAUUGCCUCAGUUAAGACCAUGGCAUCUGCAUUGAGUGGUGGCAGGAAAGAGAGGAUAUCAACCGGCAUUUGGAAUGUGAACGAAAACCCAUUGACGGUGGAUGAGAUUCUGGCUUAUUCAAUGCAGAAGAUAGAGGCAAUGUCAGUUGAAGCUCUUAAAAUUCAGGCAGAAAUGUCGGAGGAAGAUGCCCCCUUUGAUGUUUCCCCACUGGACAAAAAAGAUAAAAAUCGCCCAUUGGCAUCUGCAGUUCCACUAGAAGAUUGGAUAAAGAAUCACAGUGAUGUUACUUCAGAUAAUGAAAGCAUCACAAUAUCAGUGGUUGUACAACUGCGCGAUCCUCUGAGACAGUACGAGGCGGUUGGAGGCCCCAUGAUAGCACUAAUACAAGCAUCAUGUAUUGACAUCAAAUCUGAUAAGUAUGAUGAGGAAAAGAAGUUCAAAGUAGCAAGUAUGCAUGUUGGUGGUUUGAAGGUAACGACUAGAAGAAAGAGGAACGUGUGGGAUACUGAGAAGCAGAGGCUGACUGCAAUGCAGUGGCUGGUGGCAUAUGGAUUGGGGAAGGCCGGGAAGAAAGGGAAACGCGCGCUGUCGAAGGAGCAGGAUUUAUUGUGGAGCAUUUCGUCGCGGGUAGUGGCUGAAAUGUGGCUCAGAUCAAUGAGAAAUCCAGAUGUCAAAUUCACCAUGUAAAUAUAAUUUCUUUCCUCCAUACAAAAUCUGAAGUCCAACAAUUCUUGUAUGCAUAUACUUAUAAUCCUCCUGCAAUCUAGGCUGAAAAGCAUGCAAUGAAGACAAGAAGAGAAAAGUGCAUGCUCCAGUUUGGAGAGAGCUCUGCAUUGGGUCCCUAAGGGCUGUAAUUGUGUUGCCCAUGAGCUUAGUCAAUGGGCUCUUCAUUGUAUUUAAACUGAUGUUGAAUGGGAGGUGUGGCCUCUCUGGAUUUGCCUUCACAUUGAUAUAUAUAUAUAUAUAUAUAUUAUUAUAUUUUCUUGGUGUUAA